CGCGCGGCGGCUGGCUUGGUGCGCGGCGCGGCUGGCGCUGCGCUCCGCCCCGGCUGCAUUGCUGCGCUCCGGGUGCCCAAGGGAGCCACGCGCCGCGUGCGCCCAGCAGCCGGCCGACGGGAGGCAGCGCAGUCCGCUGGCAUGGGCCCCGGGGGCGCCCCGAGGUGGGGCUCUGGGUUGAGGCGCUGAAAGCCUCCCUCCCGCCCGCGGGGCCCCGCGCCCAGCCAGUCCGCCCGCCCGCGGCCAUGGCCGUCUGGCCCGGCCUGUGGCCAGCACUCUUGGGCAUCGUCCUCGCCGCCUGGUUCCGCGGCUCGGGUGCCCAGCAGAGUGCCACAGUGGCCAACCCAGUGCCUGGUGCCAACCCAGACCUGCUUCCCCACUUCCUGGUAGAGCCGGAGGAUGUGUACAUUGUCAAGAACAAGCCAGUGCUGCUGGUAUGCAAGGCCAUGCCUGCCACACAGAUCUUCUUCAAGUGCAAUGGCGAGUGGGUGCGCCAGGUGGACCACGUGAUCGAGCGCAGCACCGAUGGGAGCAGUGGGCUGCCAGCCAUGGAGGUCCGCAUCAACGUCUCAAGGCAGCAGGUUGAGAAGGUGUUCGGGCUGGAGGAAUACUGGUGCCAGUGCGUGGCAUGGAGCUCCUCGGGCACCACCAAGAGUCAAAAGGCCUACAUCCGCAUUGCCUAUUUGCGCAAGAACUUUGAGCAGGAGCCGCCAGCCAAGGAGGUAUCCCUGGAGCAGGGUAUUGUGCUGCCUUGCCGUCCCCCAGAAGGCAUUCCCCCAGCUGAGGUGGAGUGGCUCCGGAACGAGGACCUGGUAGAUCCAUCUCUGGACCCCAAUGUGUACAUCACGCGGGAACACAGUCUGGUUGUGCGGCAGGCGCGCCUGGCUGACACAGCCAACUACACCUGUGUGGCCAAGAACAUUGUUGCCCGUCGCCGUAGUGCCUCUGCUGCCGUCAUCGUCUACGUGGAUGGCAGCUGGAGCCCAUGGAGCAAGUGGUCAGCCUGUGGGCUCGACUGCACACACUGGCGGAGCCGGGAGUGCUCUGACCCAGCACCCCGAAAUGGGGGUGAGGAGUGCCGGGGCACAGACCUGGACACCCGCAACUGUACCAGUGAUCUCUGCGUGCACACUGCUUCUGGCCCUGAGGAUGUGGCCCUCUAUGUGGGCCUCAUUGCUGUGGCCGUGUGCCUCGUCUUGCUGCUGCUCGUCCUCAUCCUCGUUUAUUGCCGUAAGAAGGAGGGGCUGGACUCUGAUGUGGCCGACUCAUCUAUCCUCACCUCAGGUUUCCAGCCUGUCAGUAUCAAACCCAGCAAAGCAGACAACCCCCAUCUGCUUACCAUCCAGCCAGACCUCAGCACCACCACUACCACCUACCAGGGCAGUCUGUGUCCCCGGCAAGAUGGGCCCAGCCCCAAGUUCCAGCUCACUAAUGGGCACCUGCUCAGCCCUCUGAGUGGCGGUCGCCACACACUGCACCACAGCUCACCCACCUCAGAAGCCGAGGACUUUGUUUCCCGCCUCUCCACUCAAAACUACUUCCGCUCCCUACCCCGUGGCACCAGCAACAUGGCCUAUGGGACUUUCAACUUCCUCGGGGGCCGGCUGAUGAUCCCUAAUACAGGAAUCAGCCUCCUCAUCCCUCCAGACGCCAUCCCCCGGGGAAAGAUCUACGAGAUCUACCUCACUCUGCACAAGCCAGAGGACGUGAGGUUGCCCCUAGCUGGCUGUCAGACCCUGCUGAGUCCCAUCGUUAGCUGUGGUCCCCCUGGAGUCCUGCUCACCCGACCAGUCAUCCUUGCCAUGGACCACUGUGGGGAGCCCAGCCCCGAAAGCUGGAGUCUACGCCUCAAAAAACAAUCGUGUGAAGGCAGCUGGGAGGAUGUGCUGCACCUAGGUGAGGAGGCACCCUCCAACCUCUACUACUGCCAGCUAGAGGCCGGUGCCUGCUACGUCUUCACGGAGCAGCUGGGACGCUUUGCCCUCGUAGGAGAGGCUCUCAGUGUGGCUGCGGCCAAGCGCCUCAAGCUGCUUCUAUUUGCCCCUGUGGCCUGCACCUCCCUCGAGUACAACAUCCGUGUCUACUGCCUGCAUGACACCCAUGAUGCACUGAAGGAGGUGGUACAGCUGGAGAAGCAGCUGGGUGGACAGCUGAUCCAGGAACCUCGAGUUCUGCACUUCAAGGACAGUUACCACAAUCUGCGCCUAUCCAUCCAUGAUGUGCCCAGCUCCCUGUGGAAGAGCAAGCUUCUUGUCAGCUACCAGGAGAUCCCCUUUUAUCAUAUUUGGAACGGCACACAGCAAUAUCUGCACUGCACCUUCACCUUGGAGCGUGUCAGCCCCAGCAUCAGUGACCUGGCCUGCAAGGUGUGGGUGUGGCAGGUGGAGGGCGAUGGGCAGAGCUUCAACAUCAACUUCAAUAUCACCAAGGACACGAGGUUUGCUGAGCUGCUGGCUCUGGAGAGUGAAGGGGGGGUCCCAGCCCUGGUGGGCCCCAGUGCCUUCAAGAUCCCCUUCCUCAUUCGGCAGAAGAUCAUUACCAGCCUGGAUCCGCCAUGCAGCCGGGGUGCCGACUGGCGGACUCUAGCCCAGAAACUCCACCUAGACAGCCAUCUCAGCUUCUUUGCCUCGAAGCCAAGCCCCACAGCCAUGAUCCUCAACCUGUGGGAGGCACGACACUUCCCCAAUGGCAACCUCAGCCAGCUGGCGGCAGCAGUGGCUGGACUGGGCCAGCCAGAUGCUGGCCUCUUCACGGUGUCAGAGGCCGAAUGCUGAGGUCAGCCAGGCCAAAACGCCUACACUCUCACCAGCUUUGGCACCCACCAGGGACAGGCAGAAGCCGGACAGGGGCCCUACCCCAUACUGGGGAGAGCUGCUUGGACAGGCCCUUUCCUGGCCAAUGUUGUCCCUUAAUGCUGGUCCUUCAGACCUGCCUGAACUCCAGUUCCUCCAUGGCCUGUCUAUCCAGGCAGGCACAGCCACCUGCUCACUCUGUCCCAGCCCCAGGUUCCUUGGGGGACAGUGCCUGGAGCCUGGGCUGGGCCCAGCCCAUCUGUGUGUGUAUAUGUGCGUGUGAUGCUACCUCUCCUCCUACCCCUUGCCAGGGGCCCCGCAUACACACGGCAUGCAUGCACACGCUGGGCUUGGACAUGGCCCCAGAGCUCCUGCCAGAGCUGGGCCUUAUGCAAACAUUUCUGUGCCUGCUGGGGAAGGGCACAGCUCCAGGCCUGUGGGACUGAGCACCCAGCCAAUGAGGGGGCUGCCCCUGGAUUCAGGCACACGACCACCACACAGGCAUGUGCCCACGCAUGCCUCGUGUGUUCAUCUCACACACACCCACUCCUGGGUCCUGCAGACCUCACCACCACCACACACAUCUCCUGCUGUCACCCAGAGGCCGCUCACGUCUCUCAUGCCCGGUGUCGGUACACAUCUGCCUCUCACAUGCUGCCCUCUUCCACCCACCAGGGACACCCCAUGGCUCCUUCCUGAUCCUACCCCCCUGUCCCCAGCCUCGAGGUGUCCUGCCUGGCGGGGCGUGUGAAUAUGCAAUGGGAGUCCCGGGCUGUACAAUGGCGAGUGUGUGUGCCAUGGUGUGCCCGUUCCUGGGGCUGGCCGGUGCCCCUGUGUGGGGCCUGUUGUGUGAAGCUUGUGUCCUGACUCUGUCUUAAGUGCUUUCGUGCACUUACACUUGGCCUUAUGUACACAGCCUUGCCCGGCCGUUGGGGCACGUAGGGAUUUUAGCGGACGUGAAUGUAAAUAAAUUAUAUAUAUAUAUUGCUAA
Messenger RNA from Octodon degus (degu), 3783 nucleotides. RefSeq names its product unc-5 netrin receptor A (gene Unc5a). The record is from RefSeq and is a predicted model, not a curated record. The coding region runs from base 246 to 2774 and encodes 842 amino acids. Gene Ontology annotation, cellular component: membrane. The transcript is spliced from 15 exons. Gene Ontology annotation, molecular function: protein binding; netrin receptor activity. Gene Ontology annotation, biological process: netrin-activated signaling pathway; anterior/posterior axon guidance. Lineage: Eukaryota; Metazoa; Chordata; Mammalia; Rodentia; Octodontidae.